Salvelinus fontinalis (brook trout) is the source of this 3204-nucleotide messenger RNA. RefSeq lists its product as uncharacterized. The record is from RefSeq and is a predicted model, not a curated record. The transcript has 9 exons. Lineage: Eukaryota; Metazoa; Chordata; Actinopteri; Salmoniformes; Salmonidae. The coding region runs from base 789 to 1286 and encodes 165 amino acids.
ACAAAAGCCUUAAACAAUUCCCUGUAUGUUAGCUUGGAAGACUUCAUUAUUUCAUACUGUACAAAAUCUUGAAAUUAGAACCAGCAAUCCUCCAUGCUGAUUCUAAAGCCUUAUAGCGCUAGUAGCCUGAAGUAGGACAAGAAUGUUACAUGUCAGUCAUAAUGAAAUCCCACUACCAACUAUGCCUCUCUCCAACCCUGUCUGUAAAAGAGAUACAAGCUUUCCUGAUGAUGUGACUUGACCAGGUAGUUUCUUUUGGGAAGUAGGGUAAAAUUCCCAUGCAGUCAAAGUUUGUUUAAUAUCUCACUGCAUAGUUUAGGCAGAAGUGAAGUACUUCCCAGCAUCUCUGUGCCAGUGGUGGAGGACAAGCUUCAAUCACAGAUUUUUUUUUCCAAAAACCUUAAAGCCCAGUAUAUUAUCCCUGACAAUAAAUCUGAUUUAGAGUGGUUCCCAUGAUUAAAGCCCGACCCUGAGACUGAACCUGAUGUAUUACAGUAUGUGGGGGCCUGCACACACGGAUGCUGUGAACCAACUGGCAAAUAUUUGGACAACCUUGUGACGGGCCUCAUCAUUUAUCUUGCUGGACGUGUGAGUCCUUCAAUUCUUCCAUGUUCUUCAGUGAACCAGGGACAAACACCAAUACACAAACACAGCUCUGUUCUACUUAUAAAGAUAUGGAAGGUUGGCCAAUAGGUGCUCAGUAAGCUAUAUAAGAGGUCCUCCCAGAAAGAAUCUGUACCUGAACACUGGGGAUUCUUUUCACGGACCUGACGGCCCUUCCGGAGAACAUGAUCCCUGCCUGGUCUCUCGGUGUCCUCCUCCUGGGCUACGUCUUUGGAUUCCCAGUCCCCUUCAACAGCACUCAGAGACAAUAUGAAUAUGAGACUCUUCCUCAACUCAACGACACAGUGAGAAACACUACACAACCCUUCAUGUCGAAUGACACAGAGUCCAAUGAAACAGAGAUUCCCUUCCCCUUUCAAAUUAUACUUCCUAUGGAGAAUAUGAGUCCAUUAUUGGAUUACGACCAUGCAAUACCGCCUGAGGUGUUGAUGCAGAGUCAGAACGAGACAGAUAGCAACUCAACAUUAACUACAUACAACAGUCCUCCUUUCCUUGUGGAUAUAAGGGAAAGAAAACUUUCGGGACUAGAAAAUGUAGUAGCUUCUCCAGGCUGCAUGGUGAGUCUCUGUGCCCUGAUUAACCUGGGCCAUGCACUGAACCAGGGCGGGGACGAGAGUGCAGGCGGGGCAACCAGAGACCCACAUGGCAACGGCAAGAGAUGAGCGGAAGAGCAGUGGAGGAAGAUGAGAAGAAGUGUGAUGUUGGGCCUCAUACAGGAGCUGCUGGCUGUGCUCUAUUUGUCUUAAACCAUUACUUUUGUCACCACUGAUCUGGAAAGAUAAGAGGAUUGAGAGAAAUGUGGAAAUAUUGUAGUCGCUCCACCAGCCUAUUGCUUAUGUGCAGCACUUGGUGAUGGAGGAGAGGAGACAAUAGGAGAGGAGUUGUACAGAGGGUGUAAUUUGUGUGUGGUAAACCUAAAAAGUUGCUAUUUAGUAAAGACAGAUUAAUAAUUAUCUUCUUAAAUAAUUUGAGAUUAUCCACUUUUAAUAAAGAAAAUUAUCAAAUAUGUGUCAUUGUGUGACACAGGGCCUGCUUGACAUAAGCGGUUAUCCCCGCCCAGGUUCUCAACUGUUGAGAGUUAUAAUAUUAGAAUACACAAGAUGCAAGUUCGAAAUGUGAUUGUGCAGUCACUCAAGUAGCCAUGUCAGCGAACAAUUUUUAGAUUGGUAAAUUAGUCUAGCCAGGUAUCUAAACUUGUAGUAAUCAUGUCCGAAUAGCAACCUUGGACACAGGGCACGUGGCCAGGGGCCUGUACUCCAGGGGGACCCCAUUGAUUUUGUUAGUCACUCUCACUCAGAUAUCAUUAACAUGGCAUAAGUCAUGGCAAAAUGUGUAGAAUUGCAGAAAUUUAGCUUUAAAACAGCAUAUAGCUUACCAUAUUUCUAUCUGGCCCAUGACAAAAUGAGUAGAAUUGCAUGAAAUCUAUUCUAAAAUUGCAAAAUAUUCUCUCCGCCCCAUGGCAAAAUGUGUACAACUGCAGACAACUUGCUUUAAAACUGCAAUAUUUUCUCAACACCCUAUGGCAAAAUGUGUAUAAUUGCAGGAAUUUCACUUUAAAACGUACAUUUUUUGUCUCCAAUGUCAAGAGGGGGGGAACAAAAAAAUAUUGACCGCUUGGCCAAUCAAAUCUCGCUUAGGGCCCCCAAAAGGGGAACCGGCCCUGGUGUGACGACAUAAACCUUUUGUUACGCAAAUGUUUGGAGAGGUUUCACGAGCGCGCCAUGAUACCCGCACACAUUUUGGUGAUGGAACAUUCAACCCUACAUCUCGUGCAAUUUCUCUUGCACAUUUAAUGUGAUGGAGAUUGUAUUGGUGCUGAAUGUAUCCAGAUAAUAAAAGGAUAUUCCAAAUAUUGAAUUGCUUUGGGUGACAGUUGUGCAUAACCUCAACCCGCAAGAAGACUAGCUGACUUUUGGGAAGAGCAGCGGCCAUGGAUUCUCAAAAACAGGAGUUUUGGAAGGAGGCUAUUUUGAAAGAAAAAAUUGUCAGACUAAAUUGGUUUCGAGAUAACUGGAUCAAACCUAAACUCGUCAAAAAGGUGGGUGAAAAACGAGGGGUGAAACUGCCACAAAUCAACGAACCUCAACGUGAAGCUAAACCGGUGAAAACGCUGACCAGAGAAGGGACGCAGGUCAAAAGUAGAGAUGAGAAGGUCAUUAUCGAUGUGAUGCGGCCGGUUUCGGGAGAGACUCGGGAUGUGCUGUAUGAUGGCUUUUCGGAAGAGGAGACUGGACGCUACAAAUACCUCCUCCUCAGGAAGCGAAAGGAUCCUGAGGUCAAGUACCUCUACCCUAUAACCAGCAACUGGCAGUAUGGAUGGGGUCUGGGUGACAUGAACAAGGCCUACGUCCCGAUGUACGCACUCAACGCCAUUGUGAAAGAGAGCUUUUUCCGCAAGAACGGCGUCUUCCCUCACACCGCCACCUCAGACACCGUGGCGUGAUGGUGCCUACCGGAUCGCACAGGACUCAACUGACAAUACAGACCCAACACCUGCACUGGUUUUGUGAAGACGAAAAUCGUUCAUCAUUAAGCUGAUAAAUAGAAUGUGUAAAAUAAAAGCAUGGUUCUGGAAACUUG